This is a messenger RNA of Anisakis simplex (herring worm), 315 nucleotides long. The record is from the annotation of a GenBank genome assembly. NCBI's taxonomy places the organism in Eukaryota, Metazoa, Nematoda, Chromadorea, Rhabditida, Anisakidae.
CCAACGAUAUCCCCUGGCUAUUGGAAGCAACCCGAGAAGACUGCUGAAGAAUUCGUGACGAUUGACGGUGUUCGUUAUUUCGCUACGGGGGACAUUGGUGAGAUGCGUGAGGAUGGCUCAUUGCUCAUUAUUGAUCGUAAAAAGGAUCUGGUGAAGCUGCAACAUGGUGAAUACGUAUCGCUAGCGAAGGUUGAAACAGCGUUGUUGAACUGUCCUUUGGUGGAUAACAUUUGUGUGUACGGCAAUUCGUUGCAAGAAUAUCUGGUGGCGUUGAUUGUGCCGAAUCAAAAGCAUUUGACGCGUAUCGCUGAUGAG